Molecule: messenger RNA, 586 nt
Organism: Anthonomus grandis grandis
Lineage: Eukaryota; Metazoa; Arthropoda; Insecta; Coleoptera; Curculionidae
Exons: 3
Coding region: 61-486 (141 amino acids)
Cellular component (GO): extracellular region
Source: RefSeq, a predicted model, not a curated record
AAUUAUCGUCGCAUACGCAUAUAAAAACCCCGUAAGCAAAAAUAUAAUCAUUGUAAAAAUAUGAUGAAGUCUACGUUGGUGGUGUUCUUCGCCAUUUUGGUGGCCAUGGUGGCCUCUCAAUCGGCGCCAUUUUGUCAAGACUGGACCGUUUGUAUGAGGGUAAGAUGUGCCUCACCACCGGACCCUUGUCCCGCAAAUAAGCCCAAUUUACUUUAUGGUGAAUGUGGAUGCUGUCAGUAUUGCAGUAAAGAGCCAAGAAUAGGUCCUUGUGGUAAGUGUAACGUCGAUGUAGUAUGCAAAGAACCAGACCCAAUUUGCAGCGAAGGACAAAUAGUGAGCUUGGACUAUUGCGGCUGCUGUAGAGUGUGCAUGGACGUAUUAGAAGCCGGCCAAAAUUGCACCGGUGGCACCGAACCAUACUUCUCCGUCUGCGCAUCGGAGCUCAGUUGCAUCGACGGAACCUGUCAGAUUCCAGACUCGGACUAAGAAUUCUCCCAAAAGGACCAAAUAAAUUACAAGAGAAAUGUAUAUAAAAUAAAGCCUAUUUAAUAAACCCUAACCUUAAACAUAACGAUUAUUAUAAGAG